AUGACUGAAAUCAAUACAGCGAUACCAAUUGAAGAAUCAUCUGGCAUAAAGCUUGAUCCGGAAAAAGAAUCAUCUGGUAUAAAGCUUGAUCCGGAAGAAGAAUCAUAUGGUAUAAAGCUUGAUCCGGAAGAAGAACGAAUUUUAAAGGAUCAGAUUGAUGUUCCUGAAAGAAAAGAAUCAUAUAUUACUUUAUACCGAUUUGCUACAAAACUUGAUUGGAUAAUAAUGUUUAUUGGGUUAGUGUUUUCAAUGGUCACAGGGGCUGCCAUGCCUCUAAUACCGACCUUUGUCGGAAAUAUGAUCGAUAAUUAUGCCCGUUUUCAAAAUCACUCUAUAAGUAUUAUUGAUUUUAAUGAAAGUGUAAACCACCUUACAGUAAUUUUUGUAUGCAUCGCCAUUGUCGUUUUUGUUGCUACAUAUAUAUCUAUAGCUACUUGGGUAUAUACUGGUGAAAGGUAA
Messenger RNA from Dentiscutata heterogama, 459 nucleotides. The record is from the annotation of a GenBank genome assembly. Lineage: Eukaryota; Fungi; Glomeromycota; Glomeromycetes; Diversisporales; Gigasporaceae.